GGCAUUAAAAGUUAAGCUUGUCCACUGGCCAAGUAAGCAAAUUCCACAUCUUAAACUGAAUCUAAAACUCAUUGUUCUCCGCUCAACUGAGUUUGGUGUCCGUUGUUCCCACUCUCCUCGGUCCGUGAAUGCAGCAUGAAGACCUCUACGUCACUUUAAUUUGGUCACGGGAAGUGUAGUCUAUUUAAAUAUGUGUCCCUCGCAUUGGGAGACGCUGGAGACUACAAGUUCCAGACUCAAGAAUGCGGAAGCUGCGCAACAAAAACACCGUGAAGUCGCGUGCUCAUCCACCGAGAAGAUGUCUCAUCUCGUUAAGAAAAGAAAAUUGGACAAAACCCGCCAGGAGCGACUGUACUUCGACAGCUACACCGAUGUGACCAUCCACGAGGAAAUGAUAGCGGACCACGUCCGGACCAACACGUACCGGAUGGCCAUACUGCGGAACAGCGAGUCCAUACGGGGCAAAGUUGUCCUGGACGUCGGGGCGGGCACCGGCGUGUUGAGCGUGUUCUGCGUUCAGGCCGGUGCGAAGAAGGUCUACGCCGUGGAAGCCUGCUCCAUCGCCGAGCAGGCGGUGAGAAUAGUUGAGCAGAACGACAUGGCGGACCGCAUCGAAGUCAUUCGCGGCACGGUGGAGACGGUGGAGCUACCGGAGAAGGUGGAGGUGAUCGUGAGCGAGUGGAUGGGCUACGCGCUCCUGCACGAGUCCAUGCUCAACUCGGUCCUCUACGCUCGCGACAAGUGGCUGAAGCCAGGCGGCGUCAUCCUGCCGAGCAAAGCCGAGCUCUACGUCGCGCCCAUCGGCGACCCGGUGGUGGAGGAGCGCUUGAACUUCUGGUACACCGUCAAAGACCAGUACGGCGUCGACAUGUCGUGCAUGUCCGACUUCGCCAGGAGGUGCCUCAUGAACUCCGACAUCACCGUCAACUCCGUGACCGUGGAGGACGUGCUCUCCCACCCGGCCCGCUUCGCCGAGCUCGACCUGUACUCGGUCACCGUGGAGCAGCUGCGCUCGGUGCGCGGCGAGUUCCGGUGCGAGUCGUUCGGCUCGGCGGCGGUGAACGCCUUCUGCGUCUUCUUCACGGUGACCUUCCCGUGCCCGGACCCGCCGCACGCGCUCUUGCUCUCCACGUCGCCGUUCAAGCCGGAGACUCACUGGAAGCAGGCGGUGCUGUACCUCGACGCCCCGGUGGACGUGGUGCAGGACACGGCGGUCCGCGGGGAGAUCAGCAUGUUCCCCUCGGAGGAGAGCGCCCGGCACAUAUGCAUCCACGUGGACUACGCCAUAGGCGAGCACAAAAGACAGUCCAAGACCUUCUCCAUCCCCGACUGGAGCGGGGAGGCCCAGUCGUAGUGUGGGGGCAUCAACACGUAGUGUUACAGUCCAAUCACCCUGUUGUCAUCACAAGGACAUACAACCUGUGGAGGGAUAGAAGCAUGGGGACACGUAGAGGAGAAUUGCUGGGAAGGCCCUCAGCAGACACCUGUACAUACACAUGCAAAGGUUGGGGUAUGACCCAUAGAAAAAGAAACAAAUCCAACACACAAAGAUUAGUAGAUUUACUGCUAUUAAUAAGAAUACUUCCCACUGUCCUAUAACACAGAAAUACAGUUUUGAGUCUGCAGUCCCUUAAACACUCUUCAUAGCAGCUGCUAAUUUGAUGUUCAGAUUGUAGCCAAUUAACAAUCGGUUUUAUCACAUUAAACAAAACUUGGCCAUGGCAAGAAGCUCAAAGUCCUCCCACAUGAGUAAUGAACACUUUUAGGUGUGUGUGUGUGUGCAGCUGUGUAAAGCCGAGUGAGGGAGGUUUCAUCUGAGCUUCUACCAGUUGUUGAAUAAAUCCAAUGCCAUACUGCA
Molecule: messenger RNA, 1858 nt
Organism: Pungitius pungitius (ninespine stickleback)
Lineage: Eukaryota; Metazoa; Chordata; Actinopteri; Perciformes; Gasterosteidae
Gene: prmt6
Product: protein arginine methyltransferase 6
Exons: 1
Coding region: 191-1354 (387 amino acids)
Biological process (GO): peptidyl-arginine methylation
Molecular function (GO): protein-arginine N-methyltransferase activity
Source: RefSeq, a predicted model, not a curated record